Molecule: messenger RNA, 4999 nt
Organism: Sphaerodactylus townsendi
Lineage: Eukaryota; Metazoa; Chordata; Lepidosauria; Squamata; Sphaerodactylidae
Gene: ECD
Product: ecdysoneless cell cycle regulator
Exons: 14
Coding region: 241-2151 (636 amino acids)
Cellular component (GO): nucleus
Source: RefSeq, a predicted model, not a curated record
AGGGCGUCUUGUGGCAGCUUAAACGCUGACACAGUUUCGUUCCUCAUGAGCUGUUUUCUUCUGAAGGAGACGACAGGUGGUUUGCAUAACAGCUCUACAUGCUAAAAUAAAGAGCAUUUUCGUGGUACGUUAAACACUAACCAAGUUUUGUUUCAGAGUAAAUUUUUGGGUUUUUUUCUUCAAAGGCGAUGAGCAGAUCCUUAGUCGGCGGUUGUUUUAGGGUGCUCGGUUAAAUACAGAAUGGAGGAGCGACGCCUGGCAGCUGUGGAAGAUGCAGUGCAGUACCAGCUCUUUCUGCUAACACACAAACAAGAAACAUCUGAGCAUCACCAAGAAAUCCUUCAGUCGUAUAUUGAAAAGAUAUUAGCACACUUUGCACCCAUCCUUGUUUCCUAUAUCUGGCAAAAUCAACCGUUUACUCUCAAGUAUAAGCCAGCCAAAGGAGAUGUUCCUGCUCAUAUUGGCGGUCUCACGAAAUUUGGGGAUAACAUUGAAGAUGAAUGGUUCAUUGUGUAUCUUAUAAAGGAAAUUACAAAAGAAUUUCCAGAGUUGGCAGCCAGGGUGGAUGAUAAUGAUGGUGAAUUCCUGCUGAUAGAAGCCGCUGACUACCUUCCUAAGUGGCUGAAUCCUGAGACUAGCGUCAAUCGGGUGUUCUUCCACUGUGGCGAAUUGUGCAUAAUUCCAAUACCAAAAACUCCUGAAAAAGAGACAUUACUACCUGCUACCAAUCCUACAAUUUCUCAGGCACUGAAGUUAUUAUCUACCCAUUCUGCGGACUUUGUAGCUGCAAAAUCUAUUAGAGCAACAAUAUAUAAACGCAUCAGUGGGUAUCCUGAGAAAAUCCAAACUUACCUUCACCGAGCUCAGUGCUACCUUCCAAUAGGUGCUGCAGCAGUACUGAAGCAACGUCCUGGGCUAGUGUCUGCAGCAGUCCAAGCUUUUUACUUGCGAGACCCCAUUGACUUGAAAGCCUGCCGCAUUUUCAAAGUGUUCCCUCCAGAAUCACGCUUAAUGACUUCGGUCACUUUUACUAGGUGUCUGUAUGCACAGUUGGUUCAGCAGUCUUUUGUACCAGACAGGCGGAGUGGAUACUCACUGCCUCCUCGUUCACAUCCUGAGUACAAAGCAUACGAGUUGGGCAUGAAGCUGGCUCAUGGAUUUGAAAUUCUGUGUUCCAAGUGCAGUUCGACGUUUCAUGACCCCAAGAAACAUGCAACAAGUGGUCAGUUGUGGGACAACUUUCUGGACAGCCUGAAGAAAAAUAAUUAUUUUCAGGGUGAACUGGAAGGUUCUGCUCAGUAUCUGGAUAAAUUGCAUAUGGCAGAAAUUUAUUUUAAGCAGACUUUAAGCAAUCCGCAAAGUUCAGUUGUCAGAAGCCCAGGUGAAGAAAUUCUCUCUAUAUUAAAAGCGGCUAAUUUGGAGGAUUUUGGAAAAGAGGCAUGCAGCCUUCCACCAGAGGACGAUGAAGAUUGGUUGGAGAUCACUCCAGAUUCUCUGGAGCAGAUUCUUAAAGAGGCAAGAGGAAUGAGUGAGUCUGUUUCUACCUCAAAUGAGGAUGAACAGAACUAUGACUUAACAGCGGUGACUCAAAGCAUGAAGGCAUUUAUGUCUAAAGUCUCAACACAUGAAGGAGCGGAAAUGCCAUGGACAUCUUCUGACGCUCAUGUCAGUUUUGAUGUUGACUCAUUCACAGGUGCAUUAGACAAAAUUUUAGGAACAAAUUCAGAAGAACUGGACUCGGAUGAUUUGGAAGAGGAAGAAGAGUUUGAAUUUCUGGACAGUGAUGAAGAUCUACAAACUGAUAAUAAGGAGGAAGCAGCAUCUCAGGAUGAAGCAGUGGGAAGCCUCAAGUCAUAUAUGGAUGAAAUGGACAAUGAACUUGCAUCAACCAAUAUUGGGAAAAGCUUUGCCACCCAGUCCAGAACGAUUGAGCCUGGUAAAGAGUGUACAUCCCAAGAUACUGACAACAAUUUAAAAGAUGAGUUCGGUUCAGCGGCUUCGGACUUGACACCAGUGGAUAUAGAUCUCAACCUUGUGACUAAUUUGCUGGAAUCCUAUAAUGCUCAAGCUGGACUAGCAGGACCAGUCUCCAAUAUUCUACAGAGCAUGGGGGUACAUUUGCCUGAAAAUACAGACCACAAGCCUCAUUAGUAGUUUGAGGAUGCAGUAUUCUGGAUUCAUAAUGUAGGAGUUUGCUAACUGACAACAGCAGUGUCCUAAGAAACAGUUUCUUUUAAUGAAGAACAGACAUUUCAAACUGAGGCUCGAGAGCUUCACUUUGCAAGCAGCUUAAAAUCCCUUUGUGGAACUUGAUUUCUAAAAAAGCAAUCUGUCACUGCCAUGAUUGUUUUUGUAUUCAUUUAGUCAUCCUGAUUUCAUAUCCAGUCAAAGAAAAAUUUACUGUCUAAACUAUCAUUUCUAUAAGCCUUUUUUAUUUUCAUUAGAAGGUAUUCAAACAUACUUCCUUGCUGCAUUUCUUCUUGCUACUGGUUAUGAUCCUAUCACUCAGUUCUGUUGGUGCCAGUAGCAUGUGUCUUGGGUGCCUAUGGCCUUGCGCUUACUGGGCUGCAGCAUCUGUAGCCAGCAGAAGAGGAACUGCAUUAGAGAAAAACAUGGAAGGAGAGACCAGAAUGGUAGGAUCCAACCUACAGCAAUGUUCUUUGCACCACAAAGUUCCAGAAAAUUCAUUAUGUGUGAAAUAAAGGUGGUCAGUUGUGUUUUGAAGUACCUGCAAGCAUCGACUGAAAUAGAACCAUCUAUAGCUGUGGUUCUCAACCUGUGGUUCGGGACCCCUUUGGGGGGGUCAAACGACCCUUUCACAAGGGUUGCCUAAGACUCUCUGCAUCAGUGUUCUCCAUCUGUAAAAUGGAUAAAUGUUAGGGUUGGGGGUCACCACAACAUGAGGAACUGUAUUAAAGGGUCGUGGCAUUAGGAAGGUUGAGAACCGCUGAUCUAUAGAGAUUUGUUUUAGCCUACCCACAUUUCUUUUGCUUUCAUGACACAAAUAACUUCACAUGUUUAAGGUGAAAAAUAACUAAGUUCAGAAACCAUUAAAGUGUUCUCUUUCUUUACAGUAUGAAAAAGUAGGGGACUUCAGUGGAUACAGAAAUAGCUCUGUUGUAUUUUAGAUAUUAAUUAGGUCAAAGCAGACAUGAGUUUAGUCAGCAGUCAGCUGACCAUAUAUGAUUUAAAAACAUCUUCAUCUGUGUCAGCUUCAGAAGCUAGACAGGUACAGAUACUCUGCAAGGGCUAAAGGGGCAUGGCAACGAUUGAACUCUCCCACUGCAGACUUCUGAUUCCCUGGAAGGGAGGGGAAGUACUGUGAGUUUCACAAAUCUUCCAGAAAGCUUGGGAAUAUCCUUCUCUGCAUCAGGCCUGUGUCUGAACAUCUGAUCUCUCCUCCUUAUUGGGAGAUUCAGAUGGGUGUAUGCAUGAAGACAAUGCUGCCUUUUGCACAGUCACUUUCCUCUCAUGGUCACACCUACAUACAGGAGGGACGGCUCCUGUUCUAUUCAUUCAGGUAAAGAGGUCUUAACAAUCUGGGUCUUUAGUUUUGGCAGCAACAGCCUGCCACGACCUACUCAGCCAACAGAGAGGCACUAGCAUAUUAAAGAGAUUCCAUUUUCCACACCUGGUUGUGAAACAAUACCUGUCAGUCAGGAUCACUUUAUUCCCAACCUUGGUUUCACCACAAACGCUCUAAUAACAUUCAUCCCCCUCCUGUUGUCAUCCGUGACAUCUCAGAUGUCAUUUUUACUAACAUUUCUGUUCUUAUGGGAACAUGCCAGGUAUUUGUUCAGCAGUAGUAAAUACUGCUCAACCUUUAAUGUUAUGCAACAAUAUUCUGAAAAUUCAGCAUUCCAGCCCCAAGUGCCAAUUUUACAGAUUGUUCUAGAAAACGGAAGCCAGCUAAUAGAGAUUUAGAUUUUUAUUUUAAUGUAUUUAUUUUUGUACUUAUUAGUCACCCAUCACCAAAAUCCCUGGGCAGGGUACAACAGCAAAGUAUAUAAAAUUCUCCCUGGGAAUAGUGUCCUCAUAUUUAUAGACUUACAGGUUUCUCCCCUUUCUAAGUUAUGCUGUCCCUGUGGACUUGAAGAUUGUUCCCCUGCUUUGUGGGCGGGGGGGGUGUUGCUCUCCUUUUUCUGCUGGACUAGUUCUUGGACCAAGGAAGGGUCAAACUCCCACACAAAGAAUUUUUGCUGCAGAAGGAAGAAGAAAGUCUUCCCAGCUAAGUGCCAAGUUCUCCUUUCAGUUGGAACAGAGCAGGUCCUUGGAGAGAAGAAGGUUAUGUAGAAAUCAAAUACGCAUUGCAGCUGGUUGUCACUACCAUCCAGAAAAAUCCAGAAAGAUUUUUGCUUAGCCGGGAAUGUAACUUCAGCUCAUUUAUGAAACUUCCAUCAUGAAUGGCUAUUGCAUUUGCGACUUGAGGGAAGAAAUGUUAGCUGUUUGGAAUGAUGCAUUCAAUAUUUACUUGUAAAGGGGAAGGCAAAAGAAACCUUCACUCUUUUCAGCCAAGGAUUUUAUUUGGGUCGCUUCAUCAAACAGCAAUAGUUGCUGCUCCUGUGCUACAUUGCUCUGUGUGAUACACAACUAGUGAACCUUCUUGAGGAAAGGGUAAUUGCUGUGCCUUCCACAUUUUGACUGAUAAGCAGAAUUUUGACCUAAGCCUGAACUUUCUACAACUAACUGAGUUUCCAUUUGAAAAACUAUUUAAAAUGAGAUGCUAUAUUUAAAAAAAAAGUUUUCAAUCUCUGCACUUCUGGCAAAGAAGUUCAAUCAAUACUCAUUGUUCAUACUCAUUCUUCCUGAACCUAGACGAGAGGUGCAGCAGACUUGGUUGUUUUCUGCAUGUUCCAUUUAGAUGGAAGGAUGUAGUGACCGGUAUCCUUGAUUGCUAUAUGUACUCAAGAACAACAUAAGAGAACUUGAUUGUGUUUUAAUAUCAAUUUAUUUUAUAUUUGUCCUUGUCUUUAUGCCUAAUAAAGGUUACGUGAUGAUG